Messenger RNA from Exophiala aquamarina CBS 119918, 1260 nucleotides. RefSeq lists its product as uncharacterized. NCBI's taxonomy places the organism in Eukaryota, Fungi, Ascomycota, Eurotiomycetes, Chaetothyriales, Herpotrichiellaceae. The record is from RefSeq and is a predicted model, not a curated record. The coding region runs from base 7 to 1260 and encodes 417 amino acids. The transcript has 4 exons. Gene Ontology annotation, molecular function: iron ion binding; 2 iron, 2 sulfur cluster binding.
GCGAGAAUGGUGCUAAUAUUGUCACAAGCUCUGGCUGAUAUACCUCUUCCAGCCUAUAUCUUUGCCUUCUCAUGUGUGGUAUACCUGUUUAGCAGCCUGAUUGUAAAAUAUCUUCAAGCUGCAUUCUUCCUAGGUGUCGACCGGAAAGAUGCUGCUCCCACAGGAUCGACACUUGAUUUAGUGGAAAAGGGAAGCCUCAAAAGAGACGAAUCAUUGUCAGAUGAAGAAGUAUUUCAACUGGAAAGACGGGCUUUCUUUAGUAGAACUUGGCUAUUCGUAUGCCACCGUAGCAGAUUCUCGAAAGCUGGAGAUUAUCAUGCCUUUGAUAUUGCGGGGAUCUCUUUCUUCGUUGUGCUAGGCAAAGAUUCAAAGAUUAGAGCAUUCCACAAUGUCUGCCGGCAUCGAGCUUAUACUGUGGUCAGAAAAUCCUGUGGCAAUUCGACCCGAUUCUCUUGCAAGUAUCAUGGUUGGCAGUAUGACGACGAGGGCAAGCUGGUGAAGGCUCCGAAGUUUGAGGAAUCUCCAGGAUUCAACCACGAGGAAAAUGGAUUGUUCGAAGUGAAGCUUAUAUUGACAAGGGAGGGAUUGAUAUUUGUCAAUUUUGAUGCGAGGACAAUGAAUCUACCAUUUAAUGAUGUAAAAUCUCACAUCAACCUUGGGAGUUCGAUCUGGAUGGAUGGUUUCGAUGUAAGAUCUACCGGUAAUUGGAAAGAUAUCGCGAACGAAUUCUCCAAGCAUGCGCAAGGUGCUCAGAGUGCUUUAUGGAGGCCGAAGUGGCUUUGCAAAACAAAGCAGGACGCACUUCUUGGUCCGUUGAGCGUGGUCAAGGAAAUGCAUAGCGAAGUCUGGUACACAGUAACGCUCCUGCCACAUUCAUUCGCGGAAGUGACAGUCAGAUGCGACUUGUACAGAAAGGAGGGCCACAAGAUCUCACCGACAGUCAUUGAGAAAUGCAAGAGCGAGUUGAAAGCAGAAAUUUCGGUAUUGACAGAACUGCAAGGAGCCAGGGACAACUCCAGAUCAUAUUUCGCUUACCAAUGUGGAGGACGUACAAUUGACCUCUUUGCUAUCCUGUCGCAGCACCAGCGAAGCGAGAACUUGUCCAAGAGGAGGUUACAGCCCGCAAUUAGGUUGACGGGGACCGGUGAUAGUGACAAUGAGGCGGCAGCUUUGUGUGAUACCCUUGACGGAGCCAUGACACUUCCCUUAUUGGAGAAGUGCUCGACAGUAUCGAGCUUGCGAAGAAGUCUUGACUGGUGA